This is a messenger RNA of Mugil cephalus (flathead mullet), 4934 nucleotides long. RefSeq names its product myosin binding protein C1 (gene mybpc1). NCBI's taxonomy places the organism in Eukaryota, Metazoa, Chordata, Actinopteri, Mugiliformes, Mugilidae. The coding region runs from base 276 to 4115 and encodes 1279 amino acids. The record is from RefSeq and is a predicted model, not a curated record. Gene Ontology annotation, molecular function: protein binding. The transcript has 35 exons.
GUCCCCCCUGGAACUGUCACUUUGGUCCUCCUCUCCUCCCCCGCUGAGAUUUCCAGAUCGUAUCCCUGUGCGAUCUUCAUCUCCCAUCACUCUGGUGAGAGGGGUCCCAGAGGUUUCUUUUUUUUGUUCUGCUGCCACUGCCGUCCAACCAUCGUCAUCAUCAUCAUCAUCUACCUGUCACCUCUGGACUGAGAGUCUCCUGCACCUUACUUAGAGUCUGCUCUGAAGGUAUCGACCUUUGACUCCUCGGCUGUUUUCUCGGGACGCGGCUCAAGAUGCCAGAGCCCACAAAGAAAGAUGAGACGCCUAAUGGCCAGCCAGAAGAAAGUGUUGCCCCAGACAGUAACGGUGCCCCGUCCCUACCUGAGAUUUCCCUGGAGGUCUCCCCCCCGCCAGAGGCGGUAGCAGAGGGGAAAGAGACGGUAGAGACUGAUGGGAAGAAACCAGAUCUCACAGAGCCUGAGCCAUUAGAGGCUGUGGUAGCUCAGGAGACGAGUCCCGCCAAGAGUAACUCAAAUGAGCCGCAGGCUGGUGUGGUUGGGGUGAAAAAGCAAGCAGAGUCCACUAGCUCUACUGUAAAGGAAGAGGGCCCUUGCUCUCCCCCACCACCUGAUGAUGGUAACGCUGCAGCUACUUCCCCAUCCCCAACACCCCAAGCAGAGGAUGCCAAUUCAAUCAAGAAACUCUCAGUUGACCUGCCUAAUGAUAGCGUGCCUGUACCAGCAAUGGGGAGAAAAGACUCAGUGUGGUCUCUGGGAGAGGGCCAGCCCCCAGAGGAUCUGGAAAAGCCCAUUGAUACCCCGCCCCUGUCAACCCUGCUGAUUGAGAGACCACAAAGUGGCAGUGUCCCUGUGGGUGGUGACAUCAGCUUUGUUGCCAAGGUGGAGGCCAAAGAUCUUCUCCGCAAACCCACUAUCAAGUGGUUCAAAGGAAAAUGGAUGGAUCUGGCUAGCAAGACAGGAAAGCACCUACAGCUCAAAGAAACUUUCGACCGCUUCACUAAGAUUCACACAUUUGAGAUGCACAUCAUCAAAGCCAAAGACAACUAUGCUGGAAAUUACAGGUGCGAGGUCACGUACAAGGACAAGUUUGACAGCUGUUCCUUUGACUUGGAAAUUAAAGAAGUUGAAACGGGCUCACAGAAUAUUGAUAUUCGAUCGGCUUUCAAAAGGAGCAGUGAAGGACAAGAAGAUGCAGGGGAGCUUGACUUUAGUGGUCUCCUUAAACAUAGAAAUCAAAGGGAGCCCAAACAGCAGGACGACGCUCCAGAGGUGGAUGUGUGGGAGAUCCUGAAGAACGCCCGGCCAGAUCAGUACGAGAAGAUCGCUUUCAUGUACGGCAUCACGGAUCUGAGGGGUCUGCUGAAGAGGAUGAAGAAGAUGCCUAAAGAGGAGAAGAAGAGCGAAGCUUUUGCAAAGAAGCUCGAGCCGGCGUAUCAGGUGGAUAAAGGUGGAAAGAUUCGCUUGGUGGUUGAUCUGGCCGACCCCACCGUUGAGCUUAAGUGGUACAAGAACGGACAGGAAAUCAGGCCCACUCCCAAUCAAAGGAAGUAUAUUUUUGAGCACAAGGGUACCCAAAGGAUUAUGGUCAUCAACAACUGCAGCAUAAACGAUGAUGCUGCCUACUCGGUAGCUGCAGGGGAUGAAAAGUGCACCACAGAGCUGUUUGUGAAAGAGUUGCCUGUUAAGAUAGUGAAAGGUAUUGAGCCCGUGAAGACCACAGUAAACGAAAGGAUUGAGCUGGAGUGUGAAGUGUCGGAGGAAGGUGCUCAAGUCAAAUGGAUGAAGAACGGUGUCGAGGUUCCAACAGGAGUGCGCUCAAGAUACCGAGUUAAGUCUGAGGGAACCAAACACUACUUGGUGAUUGACGACGCCUCCAGAGAAGACACCGGAACAUUUUCCGUCAUGGCCAGUGGUGGCACAUCUGAAGCACAUGUUCAAGUCGAUUUAAAACCACUGAAGGUGUACCAAGACCUGCAGGAUGCAACAAUAAUGCUGGGUCAACCCAUCAAACUACACUGUGAGAUAUACCCAGGCAACGUACCAGGCCGUUGGUACAGGAAUGGACAGCUGAUCCAGCCCAAUGAUCGCAUCAACAUCAUACACAGAAAUAAAGUCCACAGACUUGAAAUUGAGACCAGCUCCCUUCAUGAUGCAGGAGAUUACACUUUUGUUCCUGAGGGUUAUUCACAGAGCUUGUCUGCCAAAAUCCACAUCAUUGACCCCCCAAGGGUACACCUGGACAGCUUGAAUUUCCCAGACAACACCGUCACGAUUGUGGCUGGAAACAAACUUCGCUUGGAGAUCCCCAUCAGUGGAGAACCAGCACCCAGAGUGGUGUGGAUGAAGGGAGAAAGGGUGAUUCUUGAGUCAGGUCACCGUGUCCAUGCUGAAACGUACGGUGACCAGACGAGCCUGACGAUUGAGGUCACGGAACGGGAGGACUCUGGGAACUACAAGAUAGUCCUGCAGAACGAGGCCGGUGAAGCCACAGCCAGCGUCAAAAUCAAAGUUGUCGACAUCCCUGACCCACCAGAGGCACCCUUGGUUCCAGUGGUUGGUGGUGAUUGGUGCACAAUGACGUGGGACCCACCAAAAUAUGACGGAGGUUCACCAAUAUUAGGCUAUUUCAUAGAGAGGAAAAAGAAGCAGAGUUCCAGAUGGAUGAGACUGAACUUUGACCUGAUUAAAGAAACUGCAUUUGAACCCAAGAAGAUGAUUGAAGGAGUUCCAUAUGAAGUGCGGAUCUUUGCAGUCAAUGCCAUUGGUGUGUCCAAGCCCAGUGAACCGUCCAAAGCCUUUACUCCCCUCGCUGUGACCAGUGAGCCCACCAUGCUGGUUGUUGACGAUGUCACAGACACCACAGUGACCGUAAAGUGGCGCCCUCCUGAAACCAUCGGAGCUGCUGGUCUGGACGGAUACUUAGUGGAGUACUGCAUAGAAGGAACUAAUGACUGGAUAAUAUCUAACAAGGAGAUGACGGAGAAAACCAAGUACACCAUUACUGGGCUGUCCCCGGGGUGUAAAAUUUUAGUUCGAGUCAAAGCCAUCAAUGCAGCAGGAGCCAGUGCCCCACGGACCCUGCAGCACUCUAUCCUGGUCAAAGAGGUUAUUGAACCUCCCAAGAUCCGUGUCCCACGACACCUGAAGCAGACGUACACUCGAAAAGUUGGAGAAACUGUCAACCUUGUGGUGCCAUUUCUGGGGAAACCCAGGCCGAAGGUCACCUGGCUGAAGGAGGGCCAGGUUAUAGAGCCUACCCACGUCAGCAUCCGCAACACAGACUGUGACAGCAUCAUCUUCAUCCGUAAGGCAGAACGCAGCCACUCUGGAAAGUAUGAGAUGACAGUGCAGGUUGAAAACCACGUGGACACAGCAAUUCUUGACAUACAAAUAGUUGAUCUUCCUGGACCUCCUCAGUGUGUGACUAUUGAAGACGUAUGGGGCGCAAAUGUAGCUCUGGUGUGGACCCCUCCGAAAGACAACGGGAACGCCCCGAUAACAGGCUACACCAUUCAAAAAGCAGACAAAAAGACAAUGGAGUGGUUCACAUGCAUUGAGCACUACCAUCGCACCUGCAUCACCAUCACAGAGCUGGUGGUUGGGAACGAGUACUUCUUCAGAGUCUUUUCUGAGAAUAUGUGUGGUCUGAGCGAAAACGCCACCCAAACCAAAAAGAGCGCUCUCAUUGUCAAAGAAGGGAAUUUCCCACAUGAUACCGCUCAGCAUCAGUAUCAUGCAAAACCCCAUUCCUUUACCCUUACCCCUACAGGCUUGCAGGUGAAAAUACCCGAGUACAAUGACCACGACUUCAAAGAGGCACCAAAGUUCACGCAGCCACUUAUCAACACUUUUGCCAUCGCCGGCUACAAUGCUACACUCAACUGCAGUGUCCGUGCCAACCCAAGGCCUAAAGUGAUCUGGAUGAAGAAUAAGAUAACCAUCAUUGACGACCCUCGCUACCGUAUGUUUAGCAACCAAGGCGUCUGUACUCUGGAGAUCAGGAAGCCGAGUCCUUACGAUGGCGGCAUGUACACCUGCAAGGCCAUAAACGACCUGGGAGAAGCCCAAGUGGACUGCAAGUUGGAGGUCAAAGUCCAAACUCAAGAAAUGUGAAUUUUUGUUCUCAUAUAAGGAGGCUUCACCUUCUACGAGCUCAUGCAACGUGGAGUCCCCCUCCACUUGAUUGACAAGUACAUGAACGAGACGAAGAUUGUUGAGCAAGAGAAGCAAAACUGAACGCAGUGCAAUAAGACGCUUCUGCUUUACAGACAUCUGCCACCACUAGUGACCCCCUUCCCUCACCUACCGAUGUCAGCGGCCUGUGUAGUGCAGAUGGAUGGCGGGUGUAGGGGAGAGGGUGUACUGGUCUGGAGUGUGGCAUGCUGUGUGUAGGUUUGGAGCUUGUUGCCAUAGAGAAAAAAAAAAGCCAGCUCAUUUUAUUUGUCACCUUUUUGUUUUUUUUUUUUAAAAAAAAGCUCAGAUGCAUGUCGGCAGUGUUUUGGUUCUAGCUUUAAAAAGGACAUGUAGUGUGUAAAAAAAAAUAUACAAAGCACAAGCAGUGACAAACACCUACAGUAUUCACAUGUGGAUUUUUGUUAGAGCUGGUUACUUACUGAUGUCUGAAAGAAGGGAAAUGAGAAUGUGUAUAGUUUAGUGCUGGUGUCAGUGAACUUCGGUAUGGCGAAAAAAAAAAGAAAAAUAAUAAAAAAUGAGAAGAGACUUCAGUCAUGUUGGAUAAAAGAAUAUGUUGACAUUAUAUGUGUUAAUUUCACCUUUUCUGUUAUAAGUGAGAAACUUACACAUAAUCUGCAUGACACAUUGUGAUUUUUGGAUUCACUGAGGCUUGACUGAGGCUCGUUCAUGCGUGCAUGUCUUUUCCUUUGUAAUUAUGACCUACGGAUAACAGUAAAACAUACAUUUGAAAAAAAAAAA